UUGAUCGCCGUUUUAAUCGUCUUCCUCUACACAUCGGGUCUUCUCGCCAUUCUUUACAUACUUAUCAAAGCCGGUCAAUUUGAUAAUGAAGCGCGGAUCAAUCAUCAGUCAACAGCAACAACCAAAGGAGCAAUACAAGAUUGCAAAUCUUCUUGUUCUGUUAUUGAAAUCAGGUUCUAG
Anisakis simplex (herring worm) is the source of this 180-nucleotide messenger RNA. Lineage: Eukaryota; Metazoa; Nematoda; Chromadorea; Rhabditida; Anisakidae. The record is from the annotation of a GenBank genome assembly.